UAUCGCAAAGCAAAUCCUUUCCGCGGAAACUAGUCAUGUCAAAUUUUAGAACAUAUUCUACAUAGACUCACAAUAUUAUAAACAAAGUUAUCAAGAAAAGCGACCUUGAAUAAACAACAGUAUUUUAUUUUACGAAGAAAUUGAAGAUAAAGAGAAGAGGUGACAAUGCCGGGGUGGUUCUGGGACAGAUACACGUUUGUUUCUCCAACAAGACUGAGCUUUAUAGAUUUCUAUACACUGGGUAAUUCGAGAUGUGCAGACAUGGAGAUAGAGUGGCUUAAAUGUGCCGAUCGAGUUGGUUUGGCGAAUUCUAAAGAGUUGUGCCCAAAAAGUUUUGAUGAUUAUAAAGAAUGUAUAUCUCGGCUAAAGAGCGAAAAUAGAUUCCAGGCUAUCAGAGAAGAGCUGGUUAGACAGAAAAGAAAACCUAUCGAUGUAGCUGAUGAUAUGAAAGUUUAAUUUCUUCCAAAUCAUUGGACAUAUUUUUUGUUUACAUAUUUAAUGACACGUUUUGUGUAAUUUGACCUAGAAAUGAAAA
Ruditapes philippinarum (Manila clam) is the source of this 535-nucleotide messenger RNA. RefSeq names its product NADH dehydrogenase [ubiquinone] iron-sulfur protein 5-like. The record is from RefSeq and is a predicted model, not a curated record. The coding region runs from base 166 to 456 and encodes 96 amino acids. Lineage: Eukaryota; Metazoa; Mollusca; Bivalvia; Venerida; Veneridae. The transcript has 3 exons.